CGCAGACGGAUUUGGGUGGUGGAGAAAGGGGAACGGGGAAAGGGAUCUCGCCGCAACGCACCAUGGAGCUCGCCGCAACCAGCGCUGCUGCCCUCCGGCGAUCGUUGGCGUCGGGGUAUCCGGUGGUCCCGAGGGAGAGGAGGAGUGGGAUGCCGGCCAGGGUGUCCUGCGUCGGCCGCGGAGGCAGAGGCGUAGGCGGGGGAUUCGCCGACGAGGCGCACCUCAGGUACUACGAGGCGCCGCGGAAGGCGGUGGAGGCGGCGGCGAGGGAUCUUACCAAGCUCCGGGCUAUGGGCCUUGUCGCCGGCGACCCAGCCAAGGAGAAGAUCCUCUCGGAAGCCACUGAGCUGCUGCUACAAGAGUUGAAUCAGAUGAAGGAUGCAGAGGACGAGCUGAAGAAGAAGCAGAAAGAGGAGAAGGCUGCGAUGAAAGCACUGAAGAAGCAGCAGAAGGAAGCCAAGAAGGCCGCGAUGAACUGUGGAGAUGGCUCCUCUGAAUCGAGCGAGAGUGAGUGUGAGGAAGAGCAAUCCAUGAAAAUGAGCUGUGUUGCCACCACAUCGAUGCCUGCAAUUGAGCAAGGAAUGGCGAUGUCAAUGUCAGUGCCCCAAAUUGCUGCAUCCAACAUUGCAACAGCUCCGGCAAUGGAUUGUGACAUGGCUGCGAUGAAGGCCAUGAAGAAGAGAGAGAAGGAACAAAAGAAAGCUGCAAAGAAGGCCAUGAAGAUGAAAAAGGAGGAAGAGAAGAGGAUGGCCACACUGAAUUCCUGCAAGGAUGAAGACAGCUCAUGCUCAUCGGAGUCCAGCAACAGUGAGUGUGAAGGGGAAGUCGUCGGAAUGAGCCGCUGUGCCACCAUUUCUGCGCCUCGAACACCACCUGCAAGCACAGUUUUCCCCAUCAUAGUGCCUCAAAUUCCAGACUCCGUUGCACUGGAUGCUCAGAUCUUUUCCGGGUCUGCAAAUGCAAUGCAGUGCACUGCCACCAGCCUUGCGGUUGUCGAAAAACCAGUGCUGAACAGAAUCGAUGUCUGCAUGGGCGGCAAGUGCAAGAAGGCGGGCUCGCUCGCUGUCCUGCAGGAGUUUGAGACGGAGGUUGGCAUGGGCGGCAUGGUGGUCGGUUGCAAAUGCUUGGGGAAAUGCGGGCUAGGCCCAAAUGUGCGGCUUCGGAGUGAGGGCUCUGUACAGAAGAACAGUCCCAUCUGCAUUGGUGUAGGCUUGGAUGAUGUUGGCACCAUAGUGGCAGGCUUCAUCGGAGAUGGCGAUGUGGGCAUGAACUGAUACGAUGGUUACCUGGACCUGGUUCAGGUUGGUAUUUACAGACCUGUACUACUACAACUUGUUUUGUCUGGCAAAUGUACUACUACAACUUUGCUGCACAAUAAUACAUUGUAGAUAAUCACGCCCCUGACGAGCUGAUGCAUGUUCUGAGCUUAAUGACCUGUUGUUUACUAUAUAUAUAUAUACUCCCUGUUUCAUCCA
Molecule: messenger RNA, 1475 nt
Organism: Triticum dicoccoides
Lineage: Eukaryota; Viridiplantae; Streptophyta; Magnoliopsida; Poales; Poaceae
Product: diacylglycerol O-acyltransferase 3-like
Exons: 2
Coding region: 63-1274 (403 amino acids)
Source: RefSeq, a predicted model, not a curated record